AUGCAGGUGCUGCACCUGUACCGGCAGCUGCUGCGCGUGACAAAGGGUGCCCGAGAUCCGGCUGCUCGAGCGGAGCUGCGGCACGAGAUCCGACAGCAGUUUGACGCGCACCGGGGGCCCCAGGAGCAGCACUCUGUGCGGUUCCUGCUCAGCGACGGCAGGCUGAAGUUGAAGCAGCUGGGGGAGAUGCUGGGCAUGCAGCAAUAA
Chlorella variabilis is the source of this 207-nucleotide messenger RNA. RefSeq lists its product as hypothetical. Gene Ontology annotation, cellular component: mitochondrion. Bases 1 to 207 code for a protein of 68 amino acids. NCBI's taxonomy places the organism in Eukaryota, Viridiplantae, Chlorophyta, Trebouxiophyceae, Chlorellales, Chlorellaceae. The record is from RefSeq and is a predicted model, not a curated record. The transcript is spliced from 3 exons.